This is a messenger RNA of Babesia sp. Xinjiang, 1122 nucleotides long. RefSeq names its product GTPase Obg (gene obg). Gene Ontology annotation, cellular component: mitochondrion. Gene Ontology annotation, molecular function: GTP binding; GTPase activity. The record is from RefSeq and is a predicted model, not a curated record. The transcript has 2 exons. Bases 1 to 1122 code for a protein of 373 amino acids. Lineage: Eukaryota; Apicomplexa; Aconoidasida; Piroplasmida; Babesiidae.
AUGGCGAAGACACUGACUAAACCACUAGCUGAGGCUUGCGGAGAAUUGUUGGCACCCAAACAAACGGAAACAUUCCCUAGGUAUCAAAAGCCAUUCGUAGACUUCCUCAGGCUCAAGUGCAAAGCGGGACAUGGAGGAUCACCUCUACCAAACGUAAAUAGGUCUAGAAGGCUUUGUGGACCAGGGUAUGGAGGUCACGGCGGUGGCGUAGUCCUGAGGCCCACACACCUUGUAGAAAGUCUACUGCAUAUCGAGGACACGGUCAAGGCGAAAAAUGGAGGUGAUGCCAGCGGAACUAGCAGGGGGAAACAUGCCAGUAACUGUGCGAUACAUGUCCCUCUUGGGCUCAUAGUCAGAAAACGCAUAAAGACGGACACGGGGUAUAGAAGUGUAUUCUGGCACCAAUUUAUUGAUCAAAAACGAGAUUUGGUCGUAGCAAAGGGGGGUAGGGGUGGAGUGGGACCAUCGAGCUUCAAGAAACAUGAUCACAGGUUGCCAGAAGUUGGGGAAACCACGUCACUAGAACUGGAACUGAGGUUACUCAACGAUGUCGCAUUCAUUGGCGAACCUAACGUAGGGAAAACUAGUAUUAUAAGCGCUUUAACGUCGUAUAUGACAAGAAUUGGCCCAGAGGAGGGGUCCACAACCAGGCCACACGUAGCGGUCAUGAGGUUUGUAGACGGACUAGAUUUAAGGCUUAUGGACCUACCGCCAGUAGCCGCAGAAAACGGAAUACCCAUACCCCGGAUAUUGAGACAUAUAUAUCGCACAAAGGUAAUCGCUUAUGUCAUAGACGCAGCGUCCGAGGAAGACCCUGUAGACACACUAUACAGGCUCAGGGCCAUUGUCAAAGCAUCGAAAAUGUAUAAUAGCGACAAGUCGGAACUCGUGAUCGUCAACAAAUGUGAAAUGUUUCACAAAGAAGCGCUCUACAAUCUCGACAGGGUACACUACAAGCUCAUACAUGAGGCUGACGAUGUGAAGGUAGUGGGUACCUCAGCAACUCACAAACUAGGGUUACAAAGAUUGGCCAAUAUUCUCAGACAAUUGGUGCAUCCUUCCCAGCCACACUACACUCCGAGGCAAACGGUUGAUAGCUACGAAACGUCGCUCAUUAACUGA